AAUUCAUCAUUAUUUUUGCAGACACUUUGGGGGAGCUGGGCUCUCAUCGGGCCGAAGCACCGUGUGUGGUUCGGGGGCGACACAGGGUACUGCAGUGUCUUUAAGGAAAUUGGUGCACACAUUGGCCCUUUUGAUGUUGCCGCAAUUCCUAUUGGUGCAUACAAACCGAGAUGGGUGUUGAAGUCCCAGCACGUAGAUCCAACUGAAGCAGUUCAAAUCCACUCAGAUAUUAAAGCCAAGCAUUCCAUUGGUAUCCAUUGGGGAACUUUUCCCCUUUCCAAGGAGUCAUACUUGGCACCGAAAUACGAUUUGGAGGUGGCGGUUGAAAAAGCUGGGCUCACCAAAAGUGACUUCAAGACAAUAUUCCAUGGACAGUCAUACUGCUAUCAUCGUGAUAGGAAUGACACCGGUUUUGAAUAUUGUGCUAUUCUAGAUAAGUCUUUUCAAGAAUUUAAAGUAGAGGCGGUUCAAGGGAACAAAAGACAUUUCAAAGCGGUAUUAAUUGGACCUAAAGACUCUCCCUAUGAAAACGGAAAAUUCGCCAUCGAAUUCUUUUAUCCAGAAGGGUUCCCUGCGAAUCCUCCCAAAGACGCUGGACAAAAUCUACGACUAUGA
This is a messenger RNA of Rodentolepis nana, 615 nucleotides long. The record is from the annotation of a GenBank genome assembly. Lineage: Eukaryota; Metazoa; Platyhelminthes; Cestoda; Cyclophyllidea; Hymenolepididae.